This is a messenger RNA of Paramecium pentaurelia, 1510 nucleotides long. The record is from the annotation of a GenBank genome assembly. NCBI's taxonomy places the organism in Eukaryota, Ciliophora, Oligohymenophorea, Peniculida, Parameciidae.
AUGUUACCUAAAGAGACAAUCAUUGAAGUAAGUUAUAUUGUUUAAAUUGUUAGUAAGCAAAAAUUAUUAUACUUCAGAAAAAGCCUAAUUUAAAUAUUGAAAAGUUCAUGAAAUUGGAUUUUAGUUUACUUUGUUGGUAAACAGUAGUGGUGAAGCUUACUAUUCACUAAUUUGAAGAUGGCUUGAGUAUUACUAUUUUUAACUAAAGGAUAAUAUAUUGGAUCAUACUUUACUCUGGUAGAAGGAAAAGCUAAACUGUAAAGAAUAUAGAUUGAAAAUUAAUAAGUAAUACAAGAAUUAGAACUUUUGACAGAUUAACCAUUCUAUUAUGGUUUAGAUUAUUUAGCAAAUGAUAAGGAAUUUUUUUAGAUCUUGGCUUUGUCUCAUUGUACUCUUACAAUAAUUAAAGAUGUUCGUAUACAAUAGAUAAUAAGUAUAGUAAAUUUUAUUUAAUAAAGAAAAUUAUUAUAGCUUAUGCGAAUAUUAAGUGUUAGAAUCCUUAAGCAAAGUUUACUUUUUAUAAUAAGAACCAUCAGUUCUUAUAUCAAUGUUAAUCCAUGAAUCAUCUCGAAUAAAAUUAUAAAAAGGAUAACCAGUUUAUAAAAUUGGUGACUCUGUAAAAGGAUUCUAUUUAGUACUAGAAGGAGAAAUAUGUAUUAAGAAAUUAGUAGAAUUAUAAACAUAAUCUUAAGAUGAAAUAUCAAAUACAAAAAAGUCUCGAAAGAAAUUAGUCAUACAAAAUAUACUAUCAAAAGAUUAAUAAUUUGGUGAAAUGGAAUUAUUUAUGAAAGUCACUCAUAGAAAUGAAUUAGCAGAAUGUUAUUCUUUAGAAUGUGAUCUUUUAUUUGUACCAACUCAUUCAUUAGUAGAGGCAUAUUAAACAAAAUUAUAAGAUCCUCAUUUCUCAUUAGAAAAAUUAUUUGAGUAAUUUUAAGAAUACAUAAACUUAAAGAAUUCAAAAUAAAAUGAAGCCAUAACUAAAUACAUUCAAGUUAAUAAACCCAGAGUUCCUCCUAAACCUGAAAUGAAACCAACUUAUCCUUUAUUUAUGAAUUUAUAGCCUAUUCAAAGUUUCAAGAAUCCAGCUGAAAAAGUUUAACCACCUCUUUAAAUAAUAAGAACUAGUUCUAUGUACACCUAAUCUUAAUCUCAAACAAAGAAGGUAAAUAAAUAACCUGAAAGUGUUUUUGUUAACUAUUCUUUAGCUAAAUUAAAUAGACAAGAUGGAUUGAUGACUGUAUCUUAAUACAUUGAAAAUAUAAAAUUAUAAUCAACUGGAAAAUCUGGAAUAAGUGCUUAUUAAUAAAAGAAAAAAUUAAAAUAAAAUGCAUUAUCAGUAGUCACAGAAGAUUAAUAAAAAUUAAUAGACUAUGUGAGAUAGUUGACUCCUUUGUAUAUUUCGAAAAAAAGAAAUAGUGUUGGAUUAAGAAAAAGUUUACCUACUUCAAUUUAUUAAUCUGCUGGGAAAUAAAGUUAUAUGAUGUUAAAACCAGAUUUUAGUAAAAUGUGA